CUGGAAUUCUUUUGAGUUCGCUCAGUCAGCAGCCAAUCAGAUGAGGCCAGUCAAACCCCGCGCGCGGCGCUCUACCUGUGACUGACUGACUGUAAAUAAUGAACAACACACGUGCAAAUUCUCGAACCGCCAUGUCUGCGUCUAAAUUCACCUUGCUGUGUAAUUCGCAUAAAUGCCGGGCGAAGCUGAGUGGGUUCGCGUGGGUCACGGCCUGCUGUCAUGUCUUCUGUGAUCAACACGGUUCAGAGGAGUUCAGCCGCACUCCUGCCAUCUGCCCCGCCUGCUCCUCCAUGCUCUCUGGCAAACUGGACGUCUUUAGAACCGAGCUGGCACCGUCAGAGCAAUUCAAGGCUAUGGUUUUGGUCGGACUACAGCCUGAAACUGUUCUGGAAAUCAGCCACAAAGCGUUAAACUUUUGGACAUACCAGGUUAAUCAGGAGAGGAUGCUGAUGGAGUACAAUCUGUCCAGGGCUGGAGGACAAGUGCUUCAGAUGGAGAAGUAUAUGAUCCAGCAGAACCAGAGCAAAGAGCUGGAGUUAAAUGCAUUAAGAGGAGAGAUUGCGUCACUGAAAAAGGUGCUGGAGGAAUAUAAGGGAAAGUACAAUGAGGUUUUGGAGCGGCUGAAUGAACGAAAUAGGCAAUAUCAGAAGCUGCAGGGACUUCUUGACUCACUACGGAUGCACACGCUGGGAACGGGAGAGAAAGAUCACAUUUCCCACCCUUUCACUACAGGUUCGGUCAAACAGCGCUCACCGCAUAGCAGUCCUUCAUUCCUGGCACCAGAAGGUGACAGGUUCUUCUCACUGGGACCAGAAAACGCUAAAGCUUUCUUCCAGUUCAGCACACCCACCCGAGACAGAGCCCAAUCUUUUAUCAAGAAAAACUAAGUUUGACAUGAGUUUCACUAAGAUGCUUGUUCCUUUCACUUAGGAAUUCUGAUUUCAGUUCUAACUGCCAAAAAUGGUUGAUUCUGUUUAG
Onychostoma macrolepis is the source of this 978-nucleotide messenger RNA. RefSeq names its product E3 ubiquitin-protein ligase CCNB1IP1. Lineage: Eukaryota; Metazoa; Chordata; Actinopteri; Cypriniformes; Cyprinidae. Gene Ontology annotation, cellular component: synaptonemal complex. The transcript is spliced from 5 exons. The coding region runs from base 99 to 887 and encodes 262 amino acids. Gene Ontology annotation, biological process: reciprocal meiotic recombination. Gene Ontology annotation, molecular function: ubiquitin protein ligase activity. The record is from RefSeq and is a predicted model, not a curated record.